Thalassophryne amazonica is the source of this 1863-nucleotide messenger RNA. It is a transcript of the gene me1, whose product is annotated as malic enzyme 1, NADP(+)-dependent, cytosolic. Gene Ontology annotation, molecular function: NAD binding; malate dehydrogenase (decarboxylating) (NADP+) activity; malate dehydrogenase (decarboxylating) (NAD+) activity. Gene Ontology annotation, biological process: malate metabolic process; pyruvate metabolic process. Lineage: Eukaryota; Metazoa; Chordata; Actinopteri; Batrachoidiformes; Batrachoididae. Gene Ontology annotation, cellular component: mitochondrion. The record is from RefSeq and is a predicted model, not a curated record.
CUGCGGGUCGAAGCACUUGUUGAUUUGACACUUUAUUUAAAGAGACAGCGACACUCGACACGCGCCGGUCCGACGACACUCGGUGAAAACUGAGAUGCACAAGUUCGGAGAACAACGGAAAACCUUCGUUUCCACCCAGAAGAGGGGUUACGAUGUGACCCGCAGCCCUCACCUGAACAAGGGGAUGGCGUUCUCUCUGGAGGAGCGUCUUCAGCUCGGGAUUCACGGCCUGCUGCCUCCCUGCAUCAUCAGCCAGGACGUGCAACUGCUGCAAGUGCUGAAGAACUACGAAAUGAAAAGAGAUGAUUUGGACAGAUACAUGUAUCUGAUGGGACUCCAGGACCGCAACGAGAAGCUGUUCUAUCGGGUGCUGGCAUCGGACAUCGAGAGGUUCAUGCCGAUCAUUUACACGCCGACUGUGGGUGUGGCCUGCCAGCAGUACGGUCUGACAUUCAGGAGUCCAAGGGGCCUGUUCAUCACCAUUCAUGACCGUGGACACAUUUCUACACUCCUCCAGAACUGGCCAGAGAAAGACAUCAGGGCUGUGUGUGUGACAGACGGAGAGAGGAUCCUGGGGCUGGGAGAUCUGGGCUGUAACGGCAUGGGUAUCCCAGUGGGCAAACUGGCCCUGUACACCUCCUGUGGCAGCGUGCCGCCCCAGCAGUGCCUACCUGUGAUGUUGGACGUGGGCACAGACAACGAGGCCCUGCUGAGUGAUCCUCUGUACAUCGGGCUGAGGCAUAAGAGGGUGCGAGGACGGGCCUACGACGAGCUGCUGGAUGAGUUCAUGAAGGCUGUGUCAGACAGGUACGGAAUGAACUGUCUGAUACAGUUUGAAGACUUUGCAAAUAUUAAUGCUUUUCGUCUUCUGAAGAAAUACCGCAACCAGUACUGCACCUUCAACGACGACAUCCAAGGCACAGCUGCAGUAGCCGUGGCUGGACUCCUGGCUGCGCUGCGCGUCACAAAGACCAAAAUGUGUGACCACACAGUUUUGUUCCAAGGUGCAGGCGAGGCAGCCACCGGGAUCGCUGCACUCAUCACCAUGGUGAUGAAGAAGGAAGGACUCACACAGGAAGAGAGUCUGAGGAAGAUCUGGAUGGUUGACUCCAAAGGACUCAUCGUCAAGGGUCGUGACCACCUGACUCGCAAGAAGGAGAGGUUUGCUCACGAGCACCGACAGAUGGAGAAACUGGAGGAAGUGGUUCAGGACCUCAAACCCACAGCCAUCAUUGGUGUGGCUGCCGUUGCCGGAGCGUUCUCCAAGCAGAUCAUCAGGGACAUGGCUUCCUUCAAUGAGCGACCAAUCAUCUUUGCUCUCAGCAACCCAACCAUCAAAGCCGAAUGCACCGCUGAGCAGUGUUAUACGUUCACGGAGGGGCGGGGCAUCUUUGCCAGCGGGAGUCCGUUUGACCCGGUCACCCUGCCCGACGGGAGGACACUCCACCCUGGCCAGGGGAACAACGCCUACAUCUUCCCCGGCGUGGGCCUGGGUGUCACAGCAUGUUCGAUCCGACAUAUUCCUGAGGAGGUUUUCCUCAUUGCUGCAGAGGCUCUUGCUGACCUGGUGACGGAGGAGGACCUGUCAGAGGGAAGACUCUAUCCUCCCCUCACGUCCAUCAGGGACGUGUCUCUUCAUCUGGCGGUGAAGAUCACAGAGUUUGCCUACGAGCGCACGUUUUACCCGGAGCCCGCUGACAAAGGGGCCUUCAUUCGCUCGCUGGCCUACAGCACCGACUACGAUGAGUUUGUUGUGGACUCGUACCGUUGGCCAGAACACAGUAUGACCGUCCAGUCAUGUAAACUUUAAUGCAGCAAAGAUCGUUUUUAUUUUUCAUUCAUUUAUUAAUGCCACAAGUUUUA